GUCGUUAGUUGUCUCAGGUAGCCUGGGUUUCACUGCUGGUUUGUGGGUGUUUGUUGCCACACGGUACUGUUUCGGUUUUUGUAGAUUUCAUGUUAUCGUUUGAGUGUUCAUUUGUCUUUAUUAAAAACAUUAUGGACACUUACCACGCUGCAUCUUGGUCCGAUACUUACUCCUCUUCAGACGAAGAGCUCUGCCAUUACAGGGACAUUGCCUUUAAAUUUAAAUCGCUCUAUAGUAUGGAUCUUCUGCAGUAUGGAUUUAAUCUUAACCUACUACAAUAACCUAACCAUAACAUGGUGAGAACUAAAGCUAAAUAUGCUACGAAGCAUGUACAGAAGUUCAGAGACACCUGGAAAACGCUUUUUGCAGAAGAUUAAGAUAAGCAUCAGCUGUUUUCUUCCUUUACUCAUCUUUCAUAGACCUGUUUUACGACGCAAGGGAGGAAGCCACUCGAUAACAAACAAUAACUUUCGAAAAACAUAUGUUGCAAUGGUCAGUCUGAGUAAAGGUUUCAUUCUGUGGCCGUCCUCUUCCCCCUAGGAGUCUGCCGCCUACACUCAUCCUGAACAUGCUGUGGCUGGCUGUAUAUAUAUAUAUCUGUCUGAUCUCUGCUACCAUCUAGUGUCUCCAGUGCAUCUCAACACCAAUGAAUAAGGAAAACAACCACUGGUUCCUUGUUCUAGUCCCUAACACCUUGGUGUUUUCAGAUCUCUAGGAACUGGAUAGAUGAGUUCCAUUAAGUCCAUUACCAAUCACCAUAUUGCUUACACUUAUCCAUUCUCUUCAGAUCUGAAAGUGGUGUCCUGGGAGAAGAGGCUAAUAUGGGCUCGGGGUCAUUUUCAGACUGGACAAGGCAAUGUCACAUUGUGAAGGUUACAAGGACACCUACAGUAUGUUGUGUAUGGGCCCUGUGUGACUGGGUCUUAUGGGCUUCAGGCCUUACUCCGAUGAGUGCUGGAUGCUAGCGAAUGGAGUGUAGGGUUUCUGCUUGUCUAUUGUUGCCAGUGUAAGCUGAUCCGUUACCUGCUCCCUCAAUACAGGAAUGCGAGCCUGGUUCACCUGUGUGUGUUAUCGUGUGCACGUGUGUUUGAUUGUGUACGUGGUAGGGCAGAGAGGCAGAGGGCCCAUCCCAUCGGCCCAAUAGAUGAGGAUAAUAAGCUCGCUCUACCCCUGAGAACCCCACUGUUCUCUGUGGCCUCUUUAAUAUGUAACACGCUCCAUUGACAGGCCUAUGAGUGUGAGUUCACGGGGACGGGCAGCCUGAAAUAUUAAACGACCUGAGGAGCCGCUGCAGGCUCAAAUUGUUUGCUCAUCAUUAGAGCAGCUUCUGUGGAAGAGUAGAGCUGAACAACAGGGGAGAUAAAGGAAGACCUACCCUCCAGGGGAUUGUACUAGAGACAACACGAACUAGACUAUGUAAUAAGCUCAUCACUCUACUAUCUGACCCUAUACUGUAGUGUCGAUUUAGUGUCAGUAAAGGAGUACACUGGACUGGUCCUGGGACAGAGGUUGCUUUGAAAACAGAAGUCAUGGCAGGUCUCCAGGGAACUACCAAGGACCUUUAGGAGGUUUGGAGGACAAACCAGAAGGAUGGAGGAGGAAGCCCCAGUACCUGAUGCCCCAGACUUUCAUGCCCCAGAAGCCCCCGCAGAGGCCCCAGAAGAUCCCCCUGUAGAGAGUGGUGUGUCGGCCAGAGGAGUUCCACCAUCCAGAGACAGCCGUAAACUGGACUGUAUCAUCUGCUUCUGUGCCUUCAACCUGGCUGAGAGGCUGCCACGCAAGCUCUACUGCGGCCACACCUUCUGCCAGGCCUGCCUGAGACGCCUUGACACCAUCCUCAAUGAGCAGCAGAUGUGGAUCCCCUGUCCACAAUGCCGGCAGAACACUCCGCUACCUCGCGGGGGAGCUACAGCCCUGGACCUCGACCUAGCAGCCUUCCUGGGGGUCAAGGCUGACUUGGACAGCCAGAGGUCCAGCACCCAGCAGGGAGGAAGAGAACUAGGCAACCAGCUGGAGCUAAAGCCCUCCUUUGGGAAGCAGCCCAUCAUAGAGCAGCCUCAGGCCACCUGGAACCAUGGAGGACUGGCUGAGCCUCGCUUCCACAGGAGCCCUUGCUGCAGGCGCUUCUUCUGCUGCUGGUGGUGCUGCUAGGAUGCCCAGUCAUGUAUGAAUGACAAGAGUUUUUAAAGCAUCUAGGCAGCAGCUUUCCCAUUACAGUGCCAGUUGUAAUUGAUUAUAGGAAUGCCUGGGCUUCCAAGGCUAAAACAAUGGAAAAUAUAGGUUAUAACUAGCGCCUGACUGCGUGAUCUGACCAAAGAAAAAUGUACUACUGAAAAAAGAAACACUACUGGGGAGAAGAGUGUUCACGAGACUGACAAAGUUGUGUGGGGGACAACAUUUCUUCCCCACAUCGUGAGAGAAAGAACGUUUCAGCACUCAAAAUGGGACGCUGGAUAAAGACCUCAAUGACCUCACCUACAACCGAAAGACUCCUCUACUGCCUCCUUUCAACUAUGCAGUUGGACAUAUAGGCUAUUGGUACCUUGAUUGUUGAAAGUCCAUUAUUUUAUACACACUUCGUUGAGUUAUAGUAUAAUUUAUCUAGCCGCUCUAGAAUCUCCCAUUAGUGUUCAAUUGGGUUGAGAUCUGGUGACUGAUAGUCAUCAAACCAUUCAGUGACCACUCGUGCCCUGUGGAUGGGGCAUUGUCAUCCUAUAGUAAGCCAUGGUAGCUCAAAUAUAUGCUUGUCCAGCAUUUUUAUGCAUGACCCUUAAUUAAUUUACAAACCACACCUGUGUGGAAGCACCAGCCUUCAAUAUACUUCAUAUCCCUCAUUUACAUGUUUCCAUUAUUUUGUAUGGAACCAUUUUGUCAUGUGCAAGUGUAAAAGAAUGAAAGAAGAAAAUAUGGAGUUAGUUUUUAUUAAAAACUAGACAAAAGGAUCGACUUCUGACACCAACUGACUCAUUUUAACAAAUUAUCUGGGAGAAAAAACAGCUUCAAAGUUGUAGACAUCAAGAGACUAACGUUGUUGUUUAAUAAUAAUUUAACCAUCUACUAAAUGUAAAUCAGACAAGUGUACAAUUCAGAAUAUUUAGGAUGUUCAAAGACUCAUCCGUCAAUUGUGAAAAUGCUAAUAUUUUAUGAUCUUCUAUUUGUAUGGGAUGACAGUUUGGUAUUACCAUAGAAAUAGAAGGUACCAUAGAAUGCCAUUCUCUUUCUAUGGGUGAUACUCCCUCCCCUGCUCACUCUGACAUCCAGAGUUUGAAGGUGCAGGUCGUAGGAUCAGGUGGCGAUGAGUUGUCCGUCAGGGGACAUGUCCACGCCCAUCUCCUUGCCCUCGUGGCCCGCCCUGGUGGGUCCACACCUUGGCUGUGUUGUCACAGGCCCCGGUCAGGAGGAAGUGACCGUCAUUGGCUAAGAGAGGAAGAGGGAAAAAUUGCAACCAGUUAUAACAGUACAUAACUUGUUGCUAAACCUUUUCCGUGUGACUUUUGAAAAUCAUUUUGAGAUAUUAGUUGGCAUAAGUAUUGUGCAAAGGGUUACCUGUAUGCCAUUAUAGGGUCAAUCAAGUAUUUUCAGGUCAUAUGCUGGAUCAAUUUAAAUUAAGUUAAAGGGAUACUUCGGGAUUUUGGCAACCAGGCCCUUUAUCUACUUCCCCAGAGACCGAUGAACUCAUGG
Molecule: messenger RNA, 3681 nt
Organism: Oncorhynchus tshawytscha (Chinook salmon)
Lineage: Eukaryota; Metazoa; Chordata; Actinopteri; Salmoniformes; Salmonidae
Product: RING finger protein 224
Exons: 3
Coding region: 1591-2151 (186 amino acids)
Source: RefSeq, a predicted model, not a curated record